Ylistrum balloti is the source of this 5877-nucleotide messenger RNA. RefSeq names its product coiled-coil and C2 domain-containing protein 2A-like. The record is from RefSeq and is a predicted model, not a curated record. Gene Ontology annotation, biological process: non-motile cilium assembly; protein localization to ciliary transition zone. The transcript is spliced from 41 exons. Gene Ontology annotation, cellular component: ciliary transition zone. Lineage: Eukaryota; Metazoa; Mollusca; Bivalvia; Pectinida; Pectinidae. The coding region runs from base 226 to 5526 and encodes 1766 amino acids.
GUAAACACAUGAGCUUCUUGUGGUCAUUGAAGCUAGUUCUGUUAUACAUUUAUUUUAUUGGAAUAUUUUCAUCACAUGCAUAUCCAAAGUUGACUUGACAUCUGAAAAAUUCUCAAGUUCGAGGAGUUGCUACGCACGCUGACUACUUGCAGCUGAACUAAACGAUAGAUGUAACGAAUCGAUAUUUCAUUUUAAAAACAAGGCAGGCCGUGCAGACCAUUUGAAAUGUCGGACUCAAAACCAAAGAAAAAGAAGAGGAAGCAGAAGCAGCGCCUGCUUCCAGAAGAGGGUGGUGAAGAAGAUGGUAUAGCAAAUCCUAUUUUGACAGGAGAAGAGUCUGACACUGGAUUGGUGUACAGUGGAGGAGAGACUUCUGGAGGGGAGACUGCAGAAGAUAUCGAAGAAGCUGAAAAUCUUGCUCAAGAUUUGAAAACAAAACAUGCACAAAAACAACGAGAGUUAUCAGAGGUGAUAUCACCAAAAGAUGACGUGGCCAAAGAACUUCGCACCAUCAAGAAGAAAAGUAAGGAAAAGGUGGAAGAAACAAUCAGGCAGGAACAGGAGGAGAGUGCGGUGGAGGAAACCACAACUUUACAAACUGCCACUGAGGUGGGCGAGGAUGGUACCCUCCCUAUGCCUGAGGGGGAGGAGACAGGGGAGGGCAUACCCACUCUAGCAGAGGGAGAGGAGGAAGACGAAGAGAGCAAAGUGAAAAAACUGAAAAAGAAGAAAAAAACAGAAGAGUCUGAAAUUACUCCUCUGACUCAGGAGAAAGAUGAGGACGAGGAAAAAAAGGAGGAGCCAGCCCCAUCUAAACCACCUGAGGAAGAUACUAAAACCCCAAGAGGAAAGACCCUCAAGGAUCGGCUGAAAAACAGGCUACAGAAAGCCAAGGAAACAGCUGUAUCUGAAGUCCAGGAACAGGAGCGAGAAGAACGUCGAGAGAAACGACUCAAGCGAGACCAGCAGGUCACACGCUUUGAUACUGAGUAUGAUGAAGCUGAGAUGGAGAGACUUGAAGAAAGAUCCAGACAAGUGAGGAUGAGAUUGAAGAAAAUGAGUCAACAACCUUCAUCUGAACGGAUGAAACAAGUAUUGGAAUCCAAGGGGAUCUUUGUUCCUACAACUGAAGAGGCUUUUGAUUUUUUCACACGUAAUUUUGAUCCUGAGCCAGACGAAGAACAGAAGGAAGAAGCAGAGGAGAAAGCAGAUACAGAGAAAGACGAAAAAGAAGACAAAGAUGAGGAGGAAGCAGGUCCAAGUACUGAACCCAAAGAAGGGGAAGAAGGAGAAGAAGCAGAGGGAGAAGAGGAUGAGGCUGCCAAGAAAAAGAAAAAAGAAAAAAAGAAAAAGGACAAAGAAACGGAUGAAGAGAAACAACCUCUACUCGAUGUGAUGGAUGACGAUGACGGAUUUCGCCCAGUGAUAGUGAGAGGGCCAGAGUUUCCUGACCCAAUAGAGAUGCAGAAGAAAGAGGCGGAAAUCUACUUUGUACCAUCAGUAACUACAGUUCCCUCAGAGCAGAAGGUUUCAGAAGAACAGCAGCCCCGUUUCCUGGAGGAAGAAGGUUUCUACGUUGGAACUCGACCAGAUCCUUCUGGCUGGAAUGUCAAUAAGAUGGAACACAGACUCCUUAAGGAGCCAGAUGGUCGGCGUUGGUUUGGCGAGGACGGGCGUAUGUUGGCCCUGCCUGACCCCCUGCGACCGACACCCUCACGUCCCCCAGUACCUGACGAGAAGGAACCCUACCUUGAGACAGUGUUUAAAGGAGCCAUCAUACGGGACUUUGACAGCAAGUAUAUUGACGGAUCCGUAGACAAUAGUGGAUUUUAUCAGCUGGACGUUGAUAUCAAUUCAAUUUGGAUGUCUCAUCACCACUUGUACAGCCGUGAACAUGUCCUUGCCACCCGACUUCAGGAACUCUACAAUAUAUAUCUAGGCAGGCAGAUUAAAAACAUGACUGAAUAUCUCACAGAGAAGCUCAAAGCUCUUAAAAGUUCAACACUUCAUCUUAAAGAUCACAUGCUGGCUCAUAAAUCAGAACAUAAUUUUGCUGACCGAUCAAACUACGAGAGACGAUUACGAGAUUACAAACUAGAGACCAGGAAAGCCCGUGAAUUGAGAGACAAAGAAGAACAAACAGAUAGACAGAUACUUAAAAGCAUCAUACACACAUGGAAGGAAAUCAGAGCACAAAGGGAGAAACAAAAUUACAGCAACACCUCAGUCAAAGUCCAGUUCAAAAAGGAAGAGGUGGAUAAGAACCGUGACAUGAUGGUGUGGCGGCAGGAGAUAGAGGAGGAAGUGGAGGAGGUACGAGAAGCUCACGCUGAGGACUACCAGAUGAAGAUGAAGGAAUACCAGGAACAGAAGAAAGAGAAAGACAAGCAAAUCAAGGCCAAGGCUGAUGCAGCUAAGAGACAGAAGAAGCGAGGAAGUAAGGCUUCUAAAUCUUCCAGAGCCUCUCGGGCAUCUAAACUCAGUGGCGAGGAACAGACACCAGAAGAGAAGCAAAAAGACAUUGAUAUAUUGAAUGAAGAGGAUUUGCCAGAACCGGAAAUGCCCGAUGAAUUUGACGAAACUGCCACAAGAGAAAAAAUACGGACGAAAGUCAUGGAAAUCCGCCGACGACCAGGUGAACCAAAACUGCAGCCAGAAUUAACUCAUACAAAUAGUAUAACAACAACAGCUCAGUGUCCUCGUGGUGAACAACAGCGACGAGAAGCAUUGUCUGGAUGUAAAGUAUUUAUCAAGGUGCUAUUUAAUAACAAAGAAGUCUCGCGAACUUUACCAAAACCAUUAUCACAAGAAUUUAAAGUAACGUUUGGUCAAAUAUUCAAUAUAAAAAUUGUCCAGUGGCCAGAGAGUAUAAAGUUCCAGAUUUUUGAGACAGUGGGUUACAGCACAGAGAUAUUGGCUGAACUGUAUACAAGUAUACCGGAGGUGUCCAUUACAUCACAGGGUGUCCAGCUUGAACAGCUAGACUUCAGUUGUAAUCACCGAGUCAGUCAUAACCACGAGGGAGUCGGCAGUGGUAUACCAUUUAGCUAUGGAACCAAAGUGGACAAUGACAUGAUCACUUUGAUGACAACGGGGGAAUUGAGCAGCAGUGUGGCCUGGGCAGUGGAUGAAAACAACCAGCCUCUUGUACCACCAGUCAGCAAUGCCAGCAAAGACAAUGUGUUCAGUGCUAUAAAGAAGAUGGACCCUAUGCAGGCAGUCAGUCCAUCUGGAAAAGUUGACUUGGAGAAACUGUCCAAAUGGUUUGAGGAAUCCAGACUGGACCCUAACGACCCUUCAAAUGCCAACCUAGUCUACAUGCUAAAGCCAAAGGGAGGUGACUUGAGCCAUAUAAAGCCUCCUGACUACUUCAGACUGGAACAACUACAGGAAGAAUUUAACAUGGCCACAGAACAAGAGAUUGAAGACAAUAAACGCUUUCAGCUGCUGCAACUCCGUGAUAACGAGGUGCAGGAAUUUCGUAACUACAGGAUGGUUCCGCUCAAAAUCCAGGAGAUCCCACGCGAUACCUUCACUGAAUAUGAAAAAAAGAAGAGAGAAGAAACGAAACUGAUCAGGAAGGAUGAUAUAGAAUCUCAUCGAGCAGACAGGGCAAAGUUCAUGCAGAGGGUGAGGGAACAAGUGAUCCAGAGAUUCCGAAUAUUGGCCCACAUGAAGAGACUUGAGGACGUUGUAUUGGAGGAGGCAGUACCUAACAUAGCCAUGAUUGGCACCAGCCUGCUGAGAGUUACUGAACGGCGACGACCGCUGAGACCAGAGAGAAAGGAAAGGAAGAAGGUUACCGCCCAGGUGCUUAAAGGUGAUGAGGUGAAGAUCCUUGUCAAUAUCACGCGUGCCCUUUAUGUCCCAAUUAGGACAGGCUCUUCCAUUAAACCUAGUGGCUCUGCUACGGCUAGAGGGACUGAUACAGAAAACAUGGCAGUCAAAAAUAUUGUUGGUGAUACUUUGGUCCGUCCCUUUGUGGAGGUGGUAUUCCAACACUCAUCCAUGCGAACGGUGGUGGGAGAUGGCCCGAACCCAAGCUUUAAUGAGGAACUUCAGAUCCCAUUUAAGGCUCCAAAUGAUGACUACAGUUCGAACAAUUUACAAACCAUCACUGACGAACUCUACCUCAAUUUGUUUGAUGAAGUGGUUGUAGACAUACAAGAGGAUGACAGAAACAGGGGCACUACGCUUCACCAGAGGAUAGAGAAACGAUGGCUUGGGGACCUCACAAUACCGUUCUCAACCAUCUACUUUAACGGCAAGAUUGAGGGUACAUUCUGUUUGAAAUCACCGCCAGUGUUGUUAGGAUACUCCCAUGACCAAAAUAUGGGCGCAGAUACCGACAUCAAUAUUGGGAGCAAAGAGGAGAAUACCUACCUGAGCCUCUUCAUCACUAUUGAACCACCCUUGUCACCUGCUGAGCCAAUGAAAGAACGAUUUUCAACAAAUGAAUCGGAAGACUUGCUACAAUAUGCAGAAAAGUGGCAGACAGAACUGGAAGAAAAAUUUCCAAAGAGGGAAUUCAAAACAACUGUGAUCAAUGUAAAUGGGAAAUCUGUAUUUAUAACACGAUACUUCAAGGAGCUGAAACCACCUGAGGAACUGUUAGCAGAUCUCAAGAAUCAAAAGGCUGAUGAGGUUGUGGCACACUUUGUGGCGAUGAUUCCCUUCAUUUCUGACUCGGUUGUGUUCCCAGGACUCUGUGACAUCUGGAGUACCAGCUCGCAAUUCCUACAAAUGAUGGCUGGUGACGAGGAAGAACAUGCAGUCUUAUUAGCCAACUACUUCAUGUCAAUGCAGAAGAAGACAUGGCUGAUUAUAGGCACCGCUAUCCCAGAGGGUCCCACAGCCUACGUUAUGACAGAGGAAGGAAACGAUCUCUGGAUCUGGAAUGCUGGGACAGGCCUUCACUACAGUGUCCAUGACAACUACUGCCCUCUACAGACAGUUGGCUGCCUAGUGGAUGCAGAAAAUAUCUACGCAAAUAUACAGCAGUAUGAUAAGCCAUCCCAGAUGAGAUUUGACCUCAAAUCAACAUCAGACUGGAGACCAUUCUUCACACGAUCCUUCAGCAGGUCACUUCCAUCUAUACAGCCUGAGGCCUUGCGGUAUAUAAACUCUGAUCCAAAUGGAGCAAGAGACAUCCAGGAAAAGAUAGAGAACAUGUUAAAGAAUAGGAUCAUGGAUUGGCGAUCACGAUACAUCACUCGCUGGAACAGACACUGCACACAAAUCAUGAGGAAAAUCCUACCAGUAUUGGAGGAGAAUCUUGGAAAACCACCAGGUAGCGAACAUCUGUCUGAACUAGAGAAACAGUUCUCUACUUACAAGGUGUCUGGAUUCCCCAUCAACAUGCCAUUCAAGGAUCUAGAAUACAUCAAUGAACGAGUCUAUUCCACUGGUGUGCAUGCUCACGAGACCAGUGAUGUGGAAUUUGCCCUUGCAGUCUAUGUACAUGCCUACCCUAACUCUGUGGCAUCCGUCUGGGUGUAUGUGGCAUCACUGAUUCGCCUUCGGUAGAAGGAUCACCUGACUUGUAUCAACAUUCCGUCCAAUUAACUGUAUCCGAGAACAGAGUGUCCAUCAAAAUAAACAACAACAAAAAUUGUCUGCAUAGUGGAAACAAGGCUUCCUGUCAAUCGAGGUUCUGUGUGUCCGGAGAAUUUCUUGUUUAGACACCCACUAAUCUCCAUUGGACACUGGAUUACAAUAAAAGUUGAAGACACCAGAGGAUUUUUACAUGACUGAAGUGUUUGUAGUUCUUCAAGAUGGAAGGAGACAUUUUCAAUAAAUUGUGACACAACAUCUGUGAUAUGUACAAAUAGUUGAAACAGAAAUAUGCCCACAGACAUAAAGGCUCAUUCAUGAUAC